GGACCAGCACUGCUAUGCCGUGGAAGCAGCCACCAAACCUCACGGAACAUGUUUCUGCUGAUGUUCAUGCUCAUGCUCAUUAUCAUCUCUGUAGAUGGAUCGAGCAGGUCCUCCUGGCUGCUUUCAAAAAACGGGCAUCCGCCGCGCAAGCUGUAAACGGGACUUGCCUCCUUUACGCGCCGCUCAUGAAAAUACAGGCGAGCUGAAGAGGACCGCUCCGAAUACGAGCACUACGUCUACUCAAGCGCGCGAGGAGGAGGAGGAGCAGGAGGAGGAGGAGGAGGAGGAGGAGGAGGGCUCCGCGGGACGCGGGCCUCGGAGGACGCCAGCGAGCACGCCGACACCCGGGGGCUUGGCAGGGCCCACCCUGCGCGGCGCAUCGGCGCGCACGCCCUGGCAGGCGGGGCCGGGACGGCGUACAGGCAAAGUCCAUCGCAGGGGUGCAGGGGGCGAGGUCCGCCGAGCGGCGCGGUCACUCGAGCUCCGCGAGCUCCGGCACCGCGCACUCCUCUGCCGCCGCCUGGACCCUACGGCCUGCUCGACCAGGUCCGAGAUGAUCUUCCCGGCGACCACGGUAAGCGCCGCGCCCGCGGCGUAGGCGUACGGCGGGACGUCGAUGCCGUCGCCGACGGCGGCCGAGAGGUACGAGAGGCCCGCGAGCCACGGGCUGUAGCCCAGGACCGUGGCCGCCAGGUAGUCGACGGCGCCGACGCGGCUCAGGCCCAGGGCGUAGCAGGAGGCCGCGGGGCACGGGACCAGCGGGGAGAGGCGCAGGAGAAGGAUGAUCUUGAAGCCCUCGCACUCGACGGCCGUGUUGACCUCUUCUCCAGGUCCGGGCUGCCCGCCACCAGGGCCUCGGCCUGCCGCCGCAGCAGCGUGCGCGACAGCAGGAACGUGGCCCCGGCCGACAGGGCCACGGACAGCACCGGACCACGAAGCCCAGUGAGGCCCCGAACAGGAACCCGGAGCACAGCAUCAGCGGCGUCACCGGCAACAGCAGCAGGGCGCUGAGGGAGAACGCGGCGCAGAAGUAGGCCACGCCAAGCGGGCCCACCUUUCCCCGACAGCAUCCGGCGUGGGAGCCUGGGAAGAGCACGAACACCUCCGGCACCGACCGCAGCGCAGUCCGCCGUCGGCGGGCGCGCGCCCGCAGGCCGCCGCGGACGCCGCCCGCGCGGGCGCC
Molecule: messenger RNA, 1183 nt
Organism: Prorocentrum cordatum
Lineage: Eukaryota; Dinophyceae; Prorocentrales; Prorocentraceae
Source: the annotation of a GenBank genome assembly